Phyllopteryx taeniolatus (common seadragon) is the source of this 2513-nucleotide messenger RNA. It is a transcript of the gene foxc1a, whose product is annotated as forkhead box C1a. The record is from RefSeq and is a predicted model, not a curated record. The transcript is spliced from 3 exons. Gene Ontology annotation, biological process: anatomical structure morphogenesis; cell differentiation; regulation of transcription by RNA polymerase II. NCBI's taxonomy places the organism in Eukaryota, Metazoa, Chordata, Actinopteri, Syngnathiformes, Syngnathidae. Bases 100 to 1899 code for a protein of 599 amino acids. Gene Ontology annotation, molecular function: RNA polymerase II cis-regulatory region sequence-specific DNA binding; DNA-binding transcription factor activity, RNA polymerase II-specific.
AAUGAUCCAAAACACAGAAGCAACCCAAAAACAGAAUGGCUUCAGAAGAAGAAAAUACGAGUUCUGGAGGGGCCCGGUCAAAGUUCUGACCUCAACCUGAUGGAGAUGCUGUGGCAUGAGCCCAAGAGCACAGAGAUUCACAGCAGACAUCUCCGAAAUCUUGAACUGCAACAGUUUUGGAUAGAGAAAUGGUCAACAAUGUAUCGUGAUAAUCGUGCACGUCUGAUCUGCAACUACAGGAAACGUUCGCUUGAGGUCAUUGCUGCCAAAGGAGGGUCAAGGGUCAACCAACCAGUUAUUCAAGCCAAGGGAGGCUUGGAGGACGUCGAAGCUCUCUCAAGCGUGCGUUCCGAGCUAAUACACACUGGAAGCAUGAGCAGUCAGUCAACAGGGGGAGAAGCCGAAGCCAUGCAGGCGCGCUACUCCGUCUCCAGCCCGAACUCCCUCGGCGUCGUGCCGUACAUCGGCGGCGACCCGGGCUACUACCGAGCCGCGGCCGGCGGGGGAUACGCGGGCAUGCCCGCGCCCAUGAACAUGUACGGCCACGCCGCGCACGAGCAGUACCCGGCCGGGAUGGCGCGCGCCUACGGACCGUACGCCCCUCAGCCGCAGCCCAAGGAUAUGGUCAAGCCGCCGUACAGCUACAUCGCGCUCAUCACCAUGGCCAUCCAGAACUCGCCCGACAAGAAGGUGACCCUCAACGGGAUUUACCAGUUCAUCAUGGAGCGCUUCCCUUUCUACCGGGACAACAAGCAAGGCUGGCAGAACAGCAUCCGCCACAACUUGUCUCUCAACGAGUGCUUCGUCAAAGUGCCGCGCGACGACAAGAAACCCGGCAAGGGCAGCUACUGGACCCUGGACCCGGACUCGUACAACAUGUUCGAGAACGGCAGCUUCCUGCGCAGGCGGCGGCGCUUCAAGAAGAAGGACGUGCUGAAGGAGAAAGAGGACCGGCUGCAGAAGGACGCGCCGGCCCGCCAGCAGCAGCAGCAGCAGCAGCAGCAGCCGCAGCAGGAGCAGGCCGGCUCGCAACCCGUCCGCAUCCAGGAUAUUAAGACGGAGAACGGCACCGUGACGCCCCCGCAGGCCGACUCGCCGUCCUUGAGCGCCGUGCCCAAGAUCGAGAGCCCGGACAGCAGCAGCAUGUCCAGCGGGAGCCCGCACGGCAGCAUCCCGUCCAACCGCUCCAUGGUGGCCAUGGAGGCCCCGGAGCAGCAGCAGCAGCAGCAGCACCACCGCCAGCAGCAGCAGCAGCAGCAGCAGCAGCAGCAGCACCACCACGGCCAGGCCUCGGCGCAGGGCUUCAGCGUAGACAAUAUCAUGACCUCCCUGCGGGGGUCCCCGCAAGGGGCUCCCGAGCCGCCCCCCGCGAGGACAGGCAUCGCCCCGUCGUUGACGCUCAGCUACUCGCCGAGUCAGACGUCCGCGUACAGCUCCGCCUGCAACCAGAACUCCAUCUCCGCUACCUCCAACGCCACCUACCAUUGCAACAUGCAGGCCAUGAGCUUGUACGCCGGCGAGCGGGCGGGCCACCUGGCCGCACCCGGCGCCGCCGUGCAGGACGAGACCCUGCCCGACUACGCGGUCACCGCCGCCGCGUCCUCCCUGCAGGGCCACGGCGGCCUCAACUCGGGCCAGGAGGGCCACGCGCACGCCCACCAGGGCAGGCUGACCUCGUGGUACCUCAACCAGGCCGGGGACCUGGGCCACCUGGGCGCGGCCUACCCGGCGGCGCAGCAGCAGAACUUCCACGCGGUGCGAGAGAUGUUCGAGUCCCAGAGAAUCGGCUUGAACAACUCGCCGGUCAACGGGAAUAACAGCUGCCAGAUGUCCUUCCCGCCGGGCCAGUCCAUCUAUCGCACUUCGGGAGCUUUUGUCUAUGACUGCAGCAAGUUCUGAUUCCAACAAGCAAACACAACAACAACAACAACAACAACAACAACAACAACCUGAUCGUGAAGUCCCGAAGUCCCAUUCAGCGCCCCCCCCCGCCAAAUCAAUCCUUCACCAUCCUCACCAAAAUGGACAGAACGCAAACAAACAAACAAACAAACAAAAAAACCACCAUGUUUCUAAACAGUGUUACCGCAAAUAACACGUAAGUCUCUCUCUCUCUUUUUUUUUGCUUAAUAUGUACAAAAAAAAAAAAAAAUGUCUCUUUUUUUUUUUCAUUUUUCAUGGACGUGUAACUUGCAUAUAGUAAUUUAUUUCCAAACUGUAGCCAGGAUAUUAUGGACCAAACACACGCACACACACACACACACACACACACACACACACACACACACACACGCAACAGUGUUUCCUAAACUGAAUUACUAAAAAAACAAAAAAAAACAACAACAAAAAAAAAGUGUUCCAUUAUAAAAGUGACUGAAGGAACGUGUAUAUCGCCGUAUACUAUUUGAAAGAUUCAUCAUAUGUUGAGAAGUAUUUUUAUUUUAUUAUUAUUAUUAUAUUUUUUUUUUGAAGGAUUUUUGCUUGUUUGUUUAAUAAAUGGUCAUUUUAUGUGA